UAAUUAUGGAUUAUUAUCAUUAUGUAAAAUUGUAUGUUCCAUCGGCAUCACCACACACUGACACAGUCCCCUACUCAGUGUAGAAGAAGAGGAGGCGGCCGCGGAGGAGAUAGAUUGCGAGUUGUGUGGAAGUGUGUGUGUGUGUGUUCAGGGAAUGGAAUUAUCGUCGUCGGAGAGUGGUUGGCAUCCGUCUCAAUUAUUUCUCAACAACAGAUAUUGGAUUCUCAGACACGGCAAAAGUAUUCCAAAUCAAAGGGCUCUUAUUGUCUCCUCUCUGGAAAAUGGAAUUCUUGAUGAGUAUCAACUUGCUUCUGAUGGGGUUCAUCAAGCUCGUUUGGCUGCACAAUCUUUCCUCAAGGAAUUGAAGGAAAAGGAAAGUAGUCUGGAAAGUGUCCGGAUCUGCUAUUCACCAUUCUCAAGGACCCGUCAUACAGCGAAAGUGGUUGCUUCUGUUUUAGAUAUUCCAUUUGAAGGAUCACAAUGCAAGGUCAUACCAGACAUUCGGGAGCGAUUCUUUGGUCCUUCAUUUGAGCUGAAGUCUCAUGAUAAAUACCCUGAGAUUUGGGCCAUGGAUGAGAAAGAUCCCUUCAUGCAGCCAGAAGGAGGAGAAAGUGUUGAUGAUGUUGUCACCAGGCUCACAAAGGCUUUGGCAAUAAUGGAGUCAGAAUUUCAAGAGUGCACAGUUUUGAUAGUCAGCCACGGUGAUCCCCUGCAGAUUUUGCAGACAAUCCUCAGUGCAGCAAAGGAACAAGCAACAUCACCUGCAAAUGAUUUAACGUCAAGAAUACAGGCAAUCAGAGUUCCCUCUGUUCUCUCACAGCACCGCAAGUUUGCUCUAAAUACCGGAGAACUUCGUCAAUUAGUAUAGACUAUAACUUCACUAGCCGCAUUUGGUGCUUCGAUUUGAAUGAUUAAGAGGCAAGGAGAGCCUUGUAUUCCUUUUAUAUUUUUAUUUUACUUUUUUAUCUCACACCAUAUUUAUCAAGAACUUAACUUUGGGUUUGUGAUCAAGUCAUUGUCUUGAGUUUUUAUUACACUUGAUGAAUUUGCGAACAAAUAAUUAUUUAGACUCAGUAAAGCAUUUACAAAUGACUGCCA
Molecule: messenger RNA, 1098 nt
Organism: Sesamum indicum (sesame)
Lineage: Eukaryota; Viridiplantae; Streptophyta; Magnoliopsida; Lamiales; Pedaliaceae
Source: RefSeq, a predicted model, not a curated record